UGCGCGCCCGCCUGCUCCCUGGGCGCGGCGCCGCUGCGCACUGGGCUGGAGCCGGGGACCGGAGGACGGGCGGGGGUCAGCGCUGUCAGCGAGCCGCGGGGCGAGCCGAGGAUGUCGGAGGAACUGCCCUUGCACAUCAACAUCCGGGAGCCGCGAUGGGACCAGAGCACUUUCCAGGGGCGAGCCAAGCACUUCUUCAUGGUGACCGACCCCCGCAACCUCCUGCUGUCCGGGGCGAUGCUGGAAGACGCCCGGAGGGUGGUUGAGAAUUACAGGUCGGGGACGGUGUCACCGGGCCUGACGGAGGACCAGCUCUGGCGGGCGAAAUACAUCUACGACUCGGCCUUUCACCCCGACACCGGGGAGAAGAUGAUCCUGAUCGGGCGCAUGUCGGCCCAGGUGCCCAUGAACAUGACCAUCACCGGCUGCAUGCUCACCUUCUACAGGACGACCCCCGCGGUGUUAUUCUGGCAGUGGGUGAAUCAGUCGUUCAACGCGAUCGUGAACUACACUAACCGGAGCGGAGACGCCCCCAUCACGGUCGGCCAGCUGGGGACGGCCUACGUCAGCGCCACCACCGGGGCGGUCGUGACGGCGCUGGGACUCAAAUCUCUCACCAAGCAUUUACCGUCUAUUAUUGGCCGCUACGUGCCUUUUGCUGCCGUGGCAGCUGCUAACUGCAUCAACAUUCCUUUAAUGCGGCAGAGGGAGCUGAAGUUUGGAAUCCCCGUCACGGAUGAGGAUGGGAACCGGCUGGGGGAGUCGAGGGCAGCGGCCCAGCAAGCCAUCGCUCAGGUGGUGGUGUCCCGGAUCGGCAUGGCUGCCCCCGCCAUGGCCAUCCCUCCCGUGAUCAUGAACGCCCUGGAGAAGAGAGCCUUCCUGAAGCGAUACCCCUGGCUGAACGCUCCUUUGCAGGUCGGACUGGUGGGGUUCUGCUUGGUGUUCGCGACCCCGCUGUGCUGCGCGCUCUUCCCACAGAAAAGCUCGAUGCGAGUGAGUCGCCUGGAGCCUGAAGUCCAAGCGCUGGUCCGGGAGAAGAACCCCAACAUGGAGAUUGUCUACUUCAACAAAGGGCUUUAAGCGAGGCUCUCCCCCCCCCCCCCAGCUGCCGGGAGAAGAGAUCAGGGAACGGAUCGGAACCCAGGUGUCCGGGGAGAAUGUUAAAUGUUGUACUAGACUAACGCCUUUGAGCUGCUGCAUUUUCUGGCUGUCAUGUCUCAGUAGGUCCUGUGUGUCUGGUGUAGGUUCCUUGCACUCAGAUGACCCGUAGCGAUAGGUAGUGAUAUAUGCUGCUGUGAUGUAGAUUGUUUUUCCUGAACAAAACAGAAACAGGCAGAGCCUGAUCCUCUCCGGUGGCAGGUCGAGAGCGGCCAGGACCCCUAAGUAACCGUCCCUCCACUCCACCCUCCUGCUGUGCGUGGUCCCAGAGUGGCUCACAUGUCCAUCUUCGCUGCUCUGGAGAGUAAUGCUCUUGAGACACUUCCAUGGGAUGCGUCAUCGCAGAGAAGAGGCUGGAGUGGGUGAUGCUCAUAGGGCGAGCAGACGUCCAGGGCUGAAAAACGAGUUGUCCUCCAGCUUUAUUGUUCUCUGGUGGGAUUUCAAAACUGAUGUGAAGCCAGUGCCGUCAGAAAGGCCAGUAGAACGGACCAGAGUCACAGUGGGGGAUGGCUCUGGUGCAGUGGCUAGGCGUGAAUUUUACAGCACGUUGAAAGAUCAUUCUAAAUGUUCUCGCCGUGUCUGCGGAUGGUUUCCUGCCUUAGCAGCAAGGACAGGAGCUCACCUGACUUUCCUAAGGGAGGGCAGUAGCCGAGGAGGAAGACAUCUGGUCAUCUUCCAGUACGGCAGGUCCGGAGCGGCUUGGCAUGUUGAAGAUCUGAAGAUCCGAUACAGCAGAGGCGCUCAGAAAAAGAUUGAGGGGGGGAAAGAAACUACUAUACAAGGGAGCUUGGGACAGAGAUGGACCCCAGAGAGUUUUGGGAUGUCCCGAUCUGGGGUUUCUCUGCCUACCGGAGGAGAAUUAGCUGCAAUGCCUGAAUGUGGGGAAAGCCCGCUCCCAGAUCUGUAAGUCAGCUUUGCACUCGGGCCCGUCGCUGCUGUUGGGACCUGAUGUUCGGAGCCAGCUUUCACUCGUGUGUGUGUGUGUGUUUUUGGACGCUCAAUGCCUGUGCAUGUCCGGGCUCAUUCCCAACCAUCGUCUCUGCAGGGACCAGUUCUGAGACCUUGCACAUGCAGCAUAAUGGAAUUUCCAUGGGGGAGAGUUAAGCUGUCCGCGAGGAAAUUCCCCUGCCUGUCUGCACAGAUCUAUCCCUCUGCCCUUUGCAUCGUCCCUUUUAAACGCACUCUGGGAGGCGUGAGGGACAGUCAGGGCCCCCCCAUUUUAUUGUGAAUAUUGACUCAAUACACCUGCGGUGCAGGGGAAAAUGCAUCGCAGUCAUUUUAGGAUGCGAAAGACAAUCUCCGGGCGCAAGAGAUCACUGCUAAAUAAAGCCCCUCUUCUCGUAUCCGAAGGAACAGGGAUACGGAGACUCCUCCACUAAUCACAGCUCUGUUGCAGCCUGCACCAGCUAGCUUAAAAUAGUCCUCGGCCAGGGCUGAUCCUGCCCCGUUGAAAGCUGCAGGAGUUGUACUGUUGGCUUCAGUGGGUGCAGGAGCGGGGGGCUGGAUGCAUCUUUUUAAAAAUAGCAUCAUCAAGGAAGCUAACGUAGGUCUGAUGGCUUGGAAAUGCCAGGGAAUGUCACAGCUAAGCACGUGGGGCCCAAGGCUACUCCAGGUCAGCAAUUUAAUCCGGUUUUCCACUGCUUUCAUCUCCAGAGCAAAUUACACAUUCUAAUCUCCGGAAAACAGCCUGGGGUGGGUUUUUUUUUUUUUAAUGUCGCCUUUGUUCCAGGCUCAAGUCGCAUCCUGGGGCUGCUAGACGCCCUUUGAACAUGUUUACUUCUACGGGGCUCUUGUCUGCUUGCUGUAAGAUCACCUUGCUGUUUGCUAGACCAGCCUCCCUUGGAACAUGUGACGUUUAAAGGGAUCUGGUCACACUG
Malaclemys terrapin pileata is the source of this 3035-nucleotide messenger RNA. RefSeq names its product sideroflexin 3 (gene SFXN3). The coding region runs from base 112 to 1080 and encodes 322 amino acids. Gene Ontology annotation, biological process: serine import into mitochondrion; monoatomic ion transport. Gene Ontology annotation, molecular function: monoatomic ion transmembrane transporter activity. The record is from RefSeq and is a predicted model, not a curated record. NCBI's taxonomy places the organism in Eukaryota, Metazoa, Chordata, Testudines, Emydidae. Gene Ontology annotation, cellular component: mitochondrial inner membrane. The transcript is spliced from 11 exons.